This is a messenger RNA of Lolium perenne, 1053 nucleotides long. RefSeq lists its product as uncharacterized. The record is from RefSeq and is a predicted model, not a curated record. Lineage: Eukaryota; Viridiplantae; Streptophyta; Magnoliopsida; Poales; Poaceae.
UCGGACUCAAGCCCGGACCCGCAUGUCACCCGAAGUAAAGCCGACCAGCCAAACCCCUCCUCUCCCCUGACGGCCAGCUGCGCAAGAACCACGCGACGCCGCGGCCCCGGCUUCCUCCGGGCUGCUCGCGAGUGGAGAGAGCAAUGCCGAUGGCGCUGGAGAGAGGCGCCCGGCUUGGCCGCGGGGUGCCGCCGCCAGCCGCGGCGUGCGGCGGCUCCUCUUCGGCUGGGCGGGGCAGCGACAGCCGUGCGGAGGCGGUGCACGUGGAGGAGGCGGAGGAGGGAGACGGGGAGGUGCAGAGCUCGCUCAGAGGCCCCUUCGACACCAUGGACGCGCUCCAGGAUUCCCUGCCCUGCAGGAGAGAGGUAUCCGAAUUCUACAAUAGCAAAUCUAGUUCUUUGGCAAAUGAUGGGGAUGUUGUGCUCUCACCUCAAUCUUCAAAAGGCCUUGCUAAUCCUGAAACCCCAUCACCUAAGAAGCGUAAGGGUGCUCUUCCAUUCGGUAUCAACGAUAAUGAGACCCAGAGCAAAGAGCUGAGCCCUGUCGGCGAUGACACCAACAGCCCAACGACCUGCAGGAAGCCAUUGAAUACAUCUGUUACAGGCAGAUCUCCAUGCAAGACCAGAAACGGCAAUGAGCGUGAUUCCUGUAAGAACCUGCCUUGCCAGUGCCUGCAGAGAAGGUUCACUGACAUGAAUGACUUUUGUUUUCCACCUGUUACCCCUCAAAUUCAGCUGAUCUCAGUUCAGAUGGGAUCUAUCUCAGCGGUUGGUCAAGAUGUGGCGGAGUCGUCUCGUGUGGUUUCUCCUAGGGAAAAGCGCAGGAAAAACUAGCAACACCGGCAUUUUCACCGGUCAACCAUUGAUGUCAAUUAUAGACUGGAGUCCAGUGGCUAAGUAUAUUUUGGUCCCCAUAUGCAGUGCAAUGAUUCAUACUUCAUAGGGUCAGUGUUGGUUUGUAUAGUGCUAGUAGCCUCUGGCUAUCAUCCUUGAAACAUAAUGAGAGGUGUUAAAAUUGAGAAAGUAAGCAUGCUCUACCUUAUCGCCCUUAUAA